This is a messenger RNA of Pseudomyrmex gracilis, 4685 nucleotides long. RefSeq lists its product as uncharacterized. The record is from RefSeq and is a predicted model, not a curated record. Gene Ontology annotation, biological process: protein desumoylation. Lineage: Eukaryota; Metazoa; Arthropoda; Insecta; Hymenoptera; Formicidae. Gene Ontology annotation, cellular component: cytoplasm; nucleus. Gene Ontology annotation, molecular function: SUMO-specific endopeptidase activity. The transcript has 20 exons. Bases 350 to 4549 code for a protein of 1399 amino acids.
UCGUUAGCGGAGCGAUCGCAACUCAGGUUCGCACGCAUUGGCUCGCGCUAGUAUGGUAGACACACGUAAAAUGGCGAGAUACAGUUGUUAUUUACUCGAUUCAAAAGUAGCGGAAUAAAGGCGGAUAAAAGCAAGUCGGAAUCGUUCAAUACGUUGAUUAGACGGUCUUGUUUUUGUGUCUGUUCCGCGAAAUAACUUUUGUAAGUGAUCGAUAUCGUGUAAGAGCAGAUACUUUUGCAGAUAUGAUAUUGAUGGAUUGGUCCUCCUUGAUAUAUUAGCAGCGAUACAAUAUUGAUCUUUAGUAAUUGAAGAGGAUCAUAUUUUUACCAGUAAUUAAGUCUUGAAUAAUAUGGCACAAUAUUAUAACCUUGUGACUAAUGCCGGUAGUACUUUUACAAUUGAAGAAGUACCAAGAGUCUGUACUGUAGAUGGACAGCCAGUUCAGUUAGUUGUUGAGAACGUAAAUAAUAGUGGUAACAGCUCACAGCAGCUUGUGGCCUGUCCUGCUACAUCACAAAACAGAGAGGCAAUAUUUCCUUCGCAUACUAUUAAUUUAGGAAAUCAAAUAGCUGCAACACGAUUGGAACAAGGACAAGAUGUGUUUAUAAUCAAAACAAAUAAUAUAGCUUCAACUCAGGAAAUAUUAAAAUCUAAUAUCGCGAAUGCACAUACUACUGAAAAUAUUGUGAAGAUUGUAGAUCAUUCAGGUAUUAAAACAGAUUGUAAAAAUGAAAGACAAACACAGUGGAUAAAAAUGCAAAAUGCUGCUACGACCACAGUGUUAAAACCAAAUACAUUAUUACAAGAAAGAAAUCAGACUGCCACUGUAAUUAGAAAUAAUACCCAAAACGACAUUGUAUCGCCACCAUCUGCUUGUAUGAACUCUGGUUUAUCCAAUUUUGGAGACAAAAAAAAACCUUACUAUAAAACUCUACAGGUGACGAACAAUAUAGGUGUAGCGUGUCAAACUUCAGAUAAACUAAAUGUAAUAACUACAAUGGAAAAUCGGAUUCAAAAUUCACAUGUAGCAACUCCAAGACCUGCCAUGUCUGUCAACAGCAAAAGUAUUAAUCACGUGGGCCAGAAUAUUGUACGACCAACGCGUUCUAAUACGAGUAUGUUACAUGUACGGCCUGUAGCUAUAGUUCCUCCCGAAAUCUCGAAAACAUCUGUCAGAGUACAAGGUCCGGAAAUGAAAUGCUUGAACGAGCAUAUCAAGCAAGCGAAACUUAAAAUGCAAUUACAGCAAAAGCAACAUAUCGAGAAACAGAAAUGCCAAAAUAACCCACAACGACAACAACAACAACAACAACUUCCUAACACAUUGCAUCCUGUCCAAUCCUCACUGAACCUUUUACAAUCGCGUCGUUCGAUAACACCAAAUUCUGUACAACAAAAGACGCAACAGAUUUCAAUGUCUCCGCAACCUCAACAAAUUCAAAAACAAUCCGUGACAGCAUCGCCAGCUCCUUCAGCUGAAACUAAUAGGCACGUUACCAGUACUAACGUUACCAGUAAUAUGGAAGUUGAUCUUUCUGAGUGUACGCAGGAAAAAGAGAUUAUUACUCAACAAUCUCCCUCAUUGCAAUUAGACCAUGAAAAAAGUUCAAGUGAAAGCGUUGCUUAUCUUCAGAAAACCAUCAACGAUCCAAAAAGUGCUAUAGUUCAGCAACAAAUUAACGGAAAUAAAGCAAAAAUGUUAGUGAUUUUAACCUCUGGAGAACAAAGAUUAAUUACUUUUGACAUACCGAAUGAAGACUGUACUGUGCACGACCUAUUGGUUCAGGUACGUGCAGUCAUGAUGAAUCAGGUUAAUAUCUCGUUUUCUGGAUCAACAGUCUCCCUGGUAGACGAUCCUGCGCUUGGUAUAAACUAUAUAGUAGAUGUCAGUUCUAGAUCAGCUGGGACAAACUCAGACAAUGAUCACACUGAUUCUACUUCUAAUUCUACUCAAGAAAUUGUAAGCUCCACUACAACAAACAGUGACAUUUUAUCCCAAAAUACCAACGCAUCGGAUGAAAACAGUAAUACCUCUUUUGCAAGCACGGAGGAACCUAUUUUGGUCAAGGGAAUGCUUGCUCUCUGUCCACAUUGCGGCUACAGUUCACUCCACUUCAACCGAUGUGAAAGAUGUAAUACAAAAUUAAGUGAAGAAGUCAAGUCGAUACCCAUAGCACAAAAGGAGUGUGGGAUAUCUGUUGAUAUAUUUUAUAAGAAAAAUAAUGAACGAAAUACUACACGAUUAGAGAAAACAGAACGAGACGGUCCUACAUGCAAACGGCCAAGAGGAAAGGGUAAAGGUACACCUUCAAAACCAAAGCCUAUUCACAAAGAACCAGAGUGUUUGACAAUAUCAUCUGAUGAAGAAGAUGAAGGCAAGGCUAAAAAGAUAGGAAACAUUAAUAAUAAUACGUUAGGCCAUGCAAGUAAUUCUUUUAAUGAAGAAGUGGGCACCAUAUUAGAAAAAGAACCAAUAAUUACCACCAAUUGUAUUUUUAGUUCGUAUAACGAUUUUAAAAAUGAUGAAAAAUUUGGUACAGGAACGUGUGAUAAUGAGAGCUUUGUAGACAAUGAACAAGCAUUACAAACUGCCAUAGAAUGUCGAACAGUCAGAAUAGGAUCUUAUAAAUAUAUUCCACGAGAAAAAAUAGUAGUUUCUCGUACAGGUGUAAAAUUUAAUGUACCUUUAUUAGAAGAUGACACAAGCUUUAUUACAUUGGAUGUGAAAUAUCGAGAUAUAGUUAAAUUAUUGAUACAUUUUGGAAAGACAAUGCCGGUGCUGUUCUUUUAUACAACUACAAAUACAGGCACUAUGAUACGUGAAUUAUUAGGAAUGCAAGAUCCAAAAGGGCCAUAUUAUGAUCCUGCUGGAAAAGAUCAUACGCAUAAACGUAUCACGUUAUUGCCGGACAAAUUAGCGGAUGAUUCAAGAGCCAUAAUAACAGCUUUGUUUGCACGAGGAGAUAAAAUGGAAGAAUUGAAUCCAAAAGAAGCUAAUGAUAUACUUUUGCGAGCAUCGCCUAGGGAUAAUCAAUCACAGGUGCAGAGUAUUACAACUCGGAAACAAAGCCAAAAUUCAGCAUCAAGUACCGUCAGUGCAAAUGAACCCAUACAAACAAUAACAGUUUAUCCGCCACCUCCUGCAAAAGGUGGCAUAGCUAUCAACACUGAAGAUUAUUUAUGCCUUGCCGAAGAUCAGUUCUUGAACGAUGUGAUUAUAGACUUCUAUUUAAAAUAUUUAACCUUGGAAGUAUUAUCGGAAUCUGACCAACAGAGAACUCAUGUGUUUAGUUCAUACUUUUAUAAACGUUUGACCAGUCCACAUGCUCAAGCUGCUGAAAGUGUUAUCAAACCAAUAACGCCUGCCGCAAAGCGACACGCGAGAGUGCAGAAGUGGACAAAAAAUGUUAAUAUAUUUGAGAAAGAUUUUAUUAUAAUUCCAAUUAACGAACACGCACAUUGGUUUUUGGCUAUUAUAUGUUUUCCUGGAUUAGUUGGAAAAGUUAAUUUGCAAACUAACGAAAAUAAUAUUUAUAAGACUGUGCAAAAAAGCAAAAAAGUAAAAGAGUUGAAAAAAGCAGUUACUAUAGGUUCUACAACAAUUACUCCUGUACCUACAACCAUAACGAUAGAGCAAGAUGAAGGCUCCGAGAGAGACGAGGCCGAAGGCGAUGAUGAGGAAAUGGAAAUGGAUAGUGACGAAGAAGAUGAAACUGAAGAAUCAGAAGAAAAUAGCACACCAAGCCUCGUUAAAACCGAACAGCAAAAGGACACUGUUAAAAUUCCCUGCAUAUUGAUAUUCGAUUCACUCGCUGGUGCUAGUAGAGCUCGAGUAGUUGCAACAUUAAGAGAUUACUUAAUGUGCGAACACAUUGCCAAACUUGGUGUAGAAAAGACAUUUUCAAAAGAUACUAUCAAGGGUGCAUGUCCGAAAGUGCCACAGCAAUCAAACUUCACUGAUUGUGGAUUGUACGUGUUACAAUAUGUGGAAAGUUUUUUCAAACUUCCAAUUACUGACUAUACCUUACCAAUUAAAACUUUAAAAACAUGGUUCGAGGAAAUUGUCGUAACGAGAAAGAGAGAAGAAUUGUCGAAACUGUUAAUUAGAUUGAUGAAUGAUACGAAGGGCGAUAAGACCAUCAAUCUGCCAAAUUUGAAUUUUCCCACGCAAGACGGCAAAUUAAAACCGAAGAGCGAAAACCAGACAGACGCGAAGACUACAAAGCCAGAAGUUGAGAAUAAGAAAAAGCCUACGAAUGUAGACGCAGAAACGCGUAUUGUUUCAUUUGUUACAGAAAAUAAUGAAUCAUCGGACUUUGUUAGUAGAACCACUUUUCAAAUCAUUCCUUACUCUGUAAGUUCUUCUAACUCGACUGAGAGCAAUCCAACGGAAAUGAACGAGCAAAAACCUACAAGAUCUUCAAGUGAGACAAUGUCCUAUUUAAAAUCCAAACGAAUUCCUAGGUUAGUGUCGAAGACACAGAAUCAAGAAGACUCUCAAGUGUCGGUUAAGAAGCAUAAAGGGGAGUCCUAUAAUUCUUGUAAAUAAAUUGUUUCUUUUUUACAGUGAUAAUAUUAACUUACCUUCACACAAAAUACAUGAAAUCAUUCUAUAUAUUACGAUAUGUAGUGUUAAAAUAUCUCAUAUAAGAAACGAAUAAAACUACUGAUUUGAUUUCUGAUUA